AUGCAAAUGAAAAAUAAUCCUGAUGAGAUCCUGCAGGGGUUAUGCAUGGAAAAUAUAGAUUGGGAAAGAGAUUCAAAGGGAAUUCCAAGUCACAUAAGGAGGAUAAAUCUUACUCCUGUGGCUAAGGGAUGGUAUGAAAUAGUGAGGAGAUCUAUCCUUCCUACUGGAAACGCAUCUUGGGUCACAAUCAAACGAGCACUCUUGACAUACUGCAUCUUGCAGGGAGGUGAGAUCAAUCUUGCACAACUCAUAGCCGACAGUAUUCAAGAAAUGGCCAACUCCCAAAGAAUCUCCAACUUGGAGAUACUGAUGGAAAGGAUGAUGAAGCACCAAGAGCUAACUAGCAAGAACCAUAAAGCCUCAAUGAAAAAUCUAGAAAGGCAAAUUAGUCAAUUGUCCAAGCAAGCAGUGAUUGAAAGACCAACAAGCUCACUCCUAAGUGAUACCAUUCCGAAUCCCAAAGAAGAAUGCAAAGCCAUCCAAUUAAGGAGUGGAAGAACCUUGAUGAAAGACAAGGAAACCAACAAGAAACUUAUGGACAAUGACAAAAGGCCAGCUGAAAAGGAUGAGGCCAGCAGCAAGGAAGAGCAAGCUUCUAGUGAAUUGGAUUUGAGCCAAAUACAGAGAGCCAUUGAAGAAAUGUCUCAGCAAUUCGUGAGAGCACAGGAGCAACAUCAAGAACAAUAUUUGAGGCAACAGGAGCAGUAUCUGAAGGAUCGAGAGCAACAAGAGAACUGGCAACGCCAAAUGAUGGAAAAACAAGAGAAAUGGCAGCAACAAAUGAUGACUCAGCAGCAAGAAUUUCAAGCACAGAUUCUUGAAGGGCAAAAAGAGCAACAGAAUUCAAGGAAUCAUAUGAUAAGCUUUAGACACGUACAAAGAGUGGAGUAUGAUGAAAACAUGCAAGCAAGGUUGGAGUACUUAACCCACAAUCUGCCAACACUCAAUCCUGAGAUCAAGCCAUUUGAACAAUGCCCUGAAUUCUUAGCCAAGCAACAAGCAAAAUCUCAUCAAUACACUGAGUCAACCUUUAACAGAUUGGAAGAUUUUGGGCUCAAAGGACUCCUAGAUUCUGUUUGGGGUAGAAGAUGUCCUAGUGAAGAGAUCCGAGAUUACUCCAAGACAGGGAAGAGAAAGAAGAAGAAGGGAGAAUCAAGCAGCAGCCAUGACCAUUAG
Molecule: messenger RNA, 1176 nt
Organism: Arachis duranensis
Lineage: Eukaryota; Viridiplantae; Streptophyta; Magnoliopsida; Fabales; Fabaceae
Exons: 2
Coding region: 1-1176 (391 amino acids)
Source: RefSeq, a predicted model, not a curated record